AUGACUGGACGUGGCAAGGGCGGCAAGGGUCUCGGCAAGGGUGGUGCCAAGCGUCACCGAAAGAUUUUGCGAGACAACAUUCAAGGAAUCACCAAGCCUGCUAUCCGACGUCUCGCUCGUCGUGGCGGUGUCAAGCGUAUUUCUGCUAUGAUCUACGAGGAGACCCGUGGUGUUCUCAAGACCUUCCUCGAGGGUGUCAUUCGUGACGCUGUCACCUACACUGAGCAUGCCAAGCGCAAGACCGUUACUUCCCUCGACGUCGUCUAUGCUCUCAAGCGACAGGGACGUACCCUCUACGGUUUCGGUGGUUAA
Molecule: messenger RNA, 312 nt
Organism: Fusarium proliferatum ET1
Lineage: Eukaryota; Fungi; Ascomycota; Sordariomycetes; Hypocreales; Nectriaceae
Product: Histone H4
Exons: 3
Coding region: 1-312 (103 amino acids)
Biological process (GO): nucleosome assembly
Cellular component (GO): nucleosome
Molecular function (GO): protein heterodimerization activity; structural constituent of chromatin; DNA binding
Source: RefSeq, a predicted model, not a curated record